This is a messenger RNA of Hansenula anomala, 2406 nucleotides long. RefSeq names its product Vtc5p (gene VTC5). Bases 1 to 2406 code for a protein of 801 amino acids. The transcript has a single exon. Gene Ontology annotation, cellular component: fungal-type vacuole membrane; vacuolar transporter chaperone complex. Gene Ontology annotation, biological process: vacuolar transport; microautophagy; polyphosphate metabolic process. The record is from RefSeq and is a predicted model, not a curated record. NCBI's taxonomy places the organism in Eukaryota, Fungi, Ascomycota, Saccharomycetes, Phaffomycetales, Wickerhamomycetaceae.
AUGAAAUUUGGGGCUCAAAUCAAAUCCAAAUCCGUUCCAGAAUGGAAGAGCUACAAUAUUGAUUAUAACCACUUGAAAUUUAAGAUUAGAGUAACAACAGAAACUCCAAAUAAUCAAAAACUGGUUAAUGACUUACAUAAUGACUUUAUUGAACAAAUUGAUAUGGUAAAUCUAUUCCUGAACUCCAAGAUUGGUGAAGUUAAAAGAAGAAUAAUAUAUAUCGAAAACUUGAUUGAACAACAAGAAAACCCAAAAAGUCAUAAUGAUGGACAUAUUCAUUUCAAUGCUGAAGAUUAUUUAUCUUCAAUCUCAUCAGAUUUACAAAAACUUUCAAGAUUCAUCAUGGUUCAAAAAACUGGUCUAAGGAAGUUGUUGAAAAAAUAUACAAAAUAUUCAAAAGAUGGCGGUGAUUUAAACAUGAAAAUCAACAAAUAUAUGAUCAAGAAUGAUGAUUCAUUCAUCCAUUUGGAUCUUACUGGGUUUUAUUUGGAACUAGCAUUGAUUUAUGACUUGAUUAGAUCAAAUAUGGAGGCAGUUUCACCAACUUCUUCAUUACCAACUCAGCCGCCACAGCAACAACAACAACCAUUACCUGCCAAUGCCCAUAGACGCCGUUCUUCAUACAUUGAUCCAUCUUUAACUUUAAACAUUAAUGAAUUUUUUGAUUAUGAAGCUAUCAAAGAAGGUAACUUUGUGGAGAAAUACUUGGUUCAUUAUGAUAACUUGGAAGAAUUAAAGAUAUUCUUGUUGGCUAAUUUUUAUUUUGUUGACCAAACAGUGAGUUCCACUAGACAAAAUAUUGAACUAAAGAAACAGACAUCAACUCUAAGUCUAAGGCAAAUUAUUGGGAAAUCUGCUUCAAAUGAAGAUUUACCAUCUACAAAGAGACAAAAAACUCAACCUAUUGAAGAAGGAGAAGAACAAGAUGAAGAGGACGAUGAUGAAAGAAACACUCAGAUUUAUAAAAGUAACUCAAUUUAUUUGAAUGAAAGUGACGAAUUGGUUGAUCAUGGUUCAAGUUCAUUGAUCUUGGAAGAUCCAAAGAAUUUCAUUUCAAUCAAAAAUGAAACAGAACCAGGCAUGUUUUUAACUGAUUUAAAAAAUACAAAUAGAACUAUUUCAAUGACUGCUAUUGGUGGAUUAAGAAAAACUUCAUGUGUGUUGCUACAUGAUUCUCAAUUCUUACAAGAUUUAUUACAGAGUUGUUUAGAUGGUGAAACUUAUCAAGAUUUUUAUCAACGUCAUGAAUCUGAAAUUUUGCCUUUAAGCUCCUUGGAGAAAAUUUCAAUUGAAUGGAUAUAUUCCAAAAAUGUUAAACCUUUGGUUAAAGUUAAAUUAAAUAAAUCAAGAUUUACAAACUUGCAAACUAAUUUAUCUCAAGACUCAAAGUUUAAAUCAUGGAUCACUUUAAAAUCAAAUGUUAAACUAAGUGAAAGUGAUUUAUCCACUAAUGCAUGGACUCAACAAAAUGAAUCAGAUGCAAGCUCAUUACCUUAUGCAAUCUUAGAAGUUCGUUGGAAUUCACCAAAUGUCCCAAGUUUUUUACAAAAAUUAUUGGAUUCUCAUUUAGUUUACAACAUUGAUAAAUCUUUCAAUGCAUUAACUUUUUCAUUAUACAAAUUUAACAAAUUAUCAUUCAAACCUCAAUGGGCCCAAUUAUUCGAAUCAAACAUUGAUAUCAGAAAACUCCCACCAAAGAUCAAGAGAUCUAAAUCUCACACCUCAAAGCUAACCAGCCCAACAACAGCUGGGAACUCAGAUAACGGUUCAUCAAUCCAUAACCCAUCAGUCUCUGGUGAAUCCACAGUGCAAUUCCGUUAUUGGAAUGAAUUUGAUAAUGGUUCAGAUUUUGAAAACGAUAAUGCAUUCAUGGUUGAUGUUGAUUCUUCAGAUGACCACCAUUUUUUAAACAAUGCAUCAAUUGAUUGGUUUUACAAAAUGUCUAAUAAUUUCCAUGAUUUCCUAUUACAGAAAACUCCAUGGUUGAUAACUGAUGAAGAGUCCCAACCAAUGAAUCAAUCCCUUUCUCAACAACAUCAUAAUGGGUAUGGUUCUUUAGAAUCCGAUGUGGAGUCAUUAAAUGAACAAAUCAAAUCUCAUCAACAAUCAACUUUCUUAUCCUCAUUAUCUCUAUUAUCCGCAUUAUUUGCGUUGCUCCUCACUGCAGUUUCAUUAGGUAUAACUGCCUCCAUAUAUAAUUCUUAUGAUGAUGUGAGUUUGAGCCCAGUACUUGUGGGUGUUUUGACCAUAACUAUGUUGAUUAGUUUGUUUUUGGGAAUUUUAGCCAUUUGUUUAAUAAUGAGUUGCGAGAAAAAAACUAUGGGGAAUCUAGUAUUUGUUUGGGGUGUUUUCAUUGGUGUGACGGUUUUCAUAAUUGGUGGUAUUGGUUCUGUUUUUGGUAUUUGA